Molecule: messenger RNA, 1716 nt
Organism: Lactuca sativa (garden lettuce)
Lineage: Eukaryota; Viridiplantae; Streptophyta; Magnoliopsida; Asterales; Asteraceae
Product: 3-beta-hydroxylase
Molecular function (GO): iron ion binding; monooxygenase activity; heme binding
Source: RefSeq, a predicted model, not a curated record
GACACACCCUAGUGAAUCACUAUAUGAAAAAUGAUGUUUUUGUCAUUUGAUCUUUCUCCCUUUCCUCUUAUUCCAAUAAUCAUAGCGUUAUUGCUAUUCAUUCCAUAUAAAAGGUUUUUAUCUGCUACAAAGACCCACAAAAACCAACCACCAUCCCCAAGAAAGCUUCCAAUUAUCGGAAACCUUCAUCAAUUACUAGGCUCGAACCCCCACCAUUCAAUUCGAGCCUUAACCCAAACACAUGGUCCGCUUGUGCUCAUUCAACUUGGCAGUGUACCCGUGCUUGUAGCCUCAUCAGCUGAAGCAGCCCGGGAAAUCUUGAAAACCCAUGAUGUAAUCUUCGCCAGUAGACCCAAAUUAAGCAUCAUCGACGCACUUACUUACGGAUCAAAGACCAUAGCAUUUUCUCCAUACGGAGAGUAUUGGAGACAGAUCAGGAGCAUUGCAGUGCUUGGACUUCUAAGCAGUAGACGAGUUCAGUCAUUUAAACGAGUGAGAGAAGAGGAGACGCGUCUUAUGAUUGACACGAUUGGAGAAGGUUGUGGCUCUUUAGUUGAUUUAGGAGAGUUGCUUAAUUCGCUUACCAACAACAUAGUUUGCAGGGUAGCCUUUGGGAGGAAGUUUAAUGGAGUAACAUUCAGCCGCUUGUUGGAAAGGUUUGUAUAUCUGCUUGGUGCGUUUUCUGUUGGGAAUUAUAUUCCAUGGCUUUCAUGGGUGGAUCACCUUAGUGGUUUAAAGGCAAAAACAAAAAGAACCGCUCAAGAAUUUGAUGAGAUUCUCGAGGUUGUUCUUGAAGAACAUAUAAAUAAGAGAAGAGCAGUUGACGGCGAUGUGGGUGGUUUAAGUAAUGAAAACCAAGAUUUAGUUGACGUCUUACUCGAUGCUCAAAGAGAAAAUAGUGAAGAUACUACCAACUUUACCCUUCACAGAGACUUUCUUAAAGCUGCCAUCAUGGACAUAUUUGCUGCUGGAACUGAUACAACAUUCUCAGCCAUGGAGUGGGCAAUCAGCGAGCUAAUAAGGCAUCCAAAAGUAAUGAAAAAGUUGCAACAAGAGGUUAGUGAAAUAGCUCAAGGAAAAUCGAUGAUCAGUGAGGAAGAUUUGGAACAUAUGUAUUACUUACAAGCUGUCCUCAAAGAGACCCUGCGGUUGCAUACUCCACUCCCGCUGCUCAUUUCUCGAGAAUCAACACAAAAUGUGAAACUAAUGGGGUAUGACAUUGCAGCAGGCACACAAGUGAUUAUUAAUGCUUGGGCAAUAGGAAGAGACCCUUCGCUCUGGGAGGAAGCAGAGAAGUUUAAGCCAGAGAGGUUUUUGGAUAGUUCUGUUGAUUAUAAAGGGCUGCAUUUUGAGUACCUUCCAUUUGGUGCUGGAAGAAGAGGGUGUCCGGGUAUUCAGUUUGCAAUAGUUAUUGAAGAGCUUGCUUUAGCAAAUCUUGUGUACAAAUAUGAUUUGGCAUUGCCAGAUGGUUUGAGAGGGGAGGAACUGGACAUGAGUGAGCUCACUGGUCUUACACUCCAUAGAAAGUACCCUUUAGUGGUUGUGCCGAAUCCUCGCUUCUAGUAGUUGCAUAUGUUUUACAAUAGUCUUUAUCAGGAAGUAAUAUAGUUCUUCACUUAACAACCUAUGAUGUACUAAAAGAUUCUCGUAUGCUUUUGCUAAUGUUAAUAUCCACUUUAGCUGCUUUCUAUAAAAGACUCAAAUGUUUAAUGUUGA